GAAGCGUAACCACCCACAACAAAGAUGGAGGACGAUAUCUCAGAUUUGAGCAGACCACAAAUGUACUUGUUUGGUUGUACCCUCAAAUCGGACAAACGGGAGUUCAAAGUUGACGUAGACGACGAUGAUACGGAGCAACAGCUGUCACUCAAAGCAGUGUGUCUGGGAGCCGAGGCUGAGGAUAAGUUCCAUAUGGUGGAAGUCGAAGGCCUAACUUAUGAUGGAAAAACGACCAAAGUGCCACUGGUUGUCCUGAAACCGUCCGUCCUGCCCUCUAUGAGUUUAGGUGGAUUUGAGAUCACACCUCCAGUUACCUUCCGUCUCCAGUCCGGCUCUGGGCCAGUUCACAUCAGCGGGCAGCAUUUUGUUAGUGUGAAGGAUUCAGAGGAUGAAGAAGAGGAGAACAACACGUCACCGGUGAAGCGGCCUGCAAGCCUGAUGUCUGGGAAGAAGCCUCCUUUGAAAAAACUAAAGAUGGAUUCUGACGAUGAUGAAGAUGACAGCGAAGAGGAUGAUGAUGAUGAUGAUGAAGAUGACAGCGAUGAAAAUGAUGUGAAGCCUCAGAAGAAUGCCGGAAAAGAGCUAAAAAAGAGUCCAGAGUUUUCCGCAAAGAAGCCCAACAAGUCUCCGGUGAAACAAAACUGUCCUGCAGGAAAACCAUCAGGAUCAGCAGCCAAACCACAGAUUAAGACACCUGCCCCAGGAAAAGACAAACCCCAGGCUGGCCCGUCUAAAUCUCUCCAUCUGACUGAGAUUAAGAGCAAGUUGUCAACGGCAGCCAAGGAGGGAAAACCACUACCGAAGACCGAGCAGAAGUUUGAGAAUUAUGUGAAGAGUUCUUUUAAAAUCUCAGACAAAAAAGUGGUCAAGGACCUUUGGAGUUUUGUACAAACACUGAAGAUUGAGAAGAAGUAACAAACCUUGUACUUUGAAGCGUUUCUAUGUUUUGCAUCCCGCAAGACAUUUAAAGGCACAGUCAGCGAGAUUUCCUACUUGGCCUUAUGAUGUCAUCAUUGCUAACUAUGACUUGGAGAGAACAGAAGGACUGAGUGCUGAAAAAUGGGUAAAGCCAUUAAUGAUAUAGGUGUCAUGGGGUUUCAUUUUGGAUGCGAAGCACUUCCAGGAGCUCGUUUGUAAAUCACAAACUCUUUCAUUCACGUUUAGCACACAAGCUGUCCACUUCAUUGCAUGCCAGUCUGCACUGCCUAUAGGUAGGGAAAGUAAUAGAACCACUGAUAAGAAACUGCAGAUGUCUAUUGCUUUCCUACAGGAACAAAAUAGCUGCUCCUAUUUUAACACUUGCGCCACCUGCAGGGAAUAAAUGUUGCACCUGCAGAUUUUUAUAGCUGCAAUAAAUAACAGAUAUAUAAACUGGAGAAAACAUAAUCCAAGUAUUCCGAGCCAAAGACAAACUAGUCAACUUAGUCAUAUUUUUAUAUGACUCUUGCUCUUCCCAUUUUUUCACAAACAAAGCAGUCAUUUGUGAGGUUUGCAAUAACUUUUUUUAUAUUACUACAAAAAGUCACUCAACAAUUGCCAGUGGUAUAACUGUGAAGUAACAGAAGCUGUUCCUUUUCAUUCCUAUAGAAGGUGAGAUCGGCAUGCCCACAUCUUACUUUCCUCACGUUUUGUCAGUGCAUGUUGCAAACUGCUGGUGCUACAGCUUUAAAAUUUGAUCUUGGAUGAGCUUGGUUUUAGGUGCUUCGCAUCCCUAACACUGUGUGUCCUUGUUGAGUCAACAAUGCAAUAGGAGAUAUUGCAGAAUGUGCCUUUAAAUAUCUCUUAUGUAAACUGAGAUAAAUCAGAGUACCAUUUUGUGUGAAAGCAGUAUCUAAGGAUGGACAAGACAACUGAUACAGGGGGACAAUGACAAUAUAUAUCUAUUUCUUAUUUUACAUUCUGUUUGGCUUUAUAAGGCAUUUUCAGCUUGCAAAAUAUGUUUACAGAUUGUACUAUGAAUUUGUCUGGCGUAAUUGAUCUUUACAUAUUGUACAGGUGUCAACAUUGCUUUAUUUUAAUUCUGUCAUUCAGUUUGGUCAUAGCAACUCCUGCAGCAGAGCAUGCAGUAACAGAAUUUUUGUAAAACUUGGCCAGCAUCACCCAGGGAUAAUGUUUUGUUUCAUGCAAUGAAAAAAAUAAUAACCGUUUAUAAAACAUUUCACUUAAAAAUAAAAAGAUUCAAUCUAGAUAUAGUCUGGAAACUAAGAUCCAUAUAGUUACAUGGUACGUGCAGCUGUAACCUAGUUGCAUGGAUGUACUCGAGAACUGGAUACUGAUACCAAAUAUUGCGCCUGUUCAGUUCAAGGGGAGAUGUUUGCCUGAUGCAUAAGCCGAAAAAGUUUUCUAGCUUCCAGGUUUACUUUUUCAGUGUUAUGCGUUUCUCCCUGUUGCCCAUACAGAUUUUUUUUAAAUCUCUUUUCUUGGCUCAAGGAAACUUAACCAAAUGUAGAACAUCCAUGGUUAAAAUAAAUAAAUCAUAAUAGAAUCAUAAUUGACUUUGUUUGCAGUUUGAGGUGUCCUGGCAAAAGUUUAACAGCGGACUCUGUUGCUGUUAUGAAAAUUGCGGAAAAAUGCCUUUUGGGCCACAGUUGUUUUUUUUUCUGUAAUACCUCAAGUGGCCACAAGGAAUAUUGGCUUCAAGUCUGAGUGGCAGCACUGUAUCCAGUUCUUCUUCUACAUCCAUGUUUUGCAAGUGUUACCAAUUUCCUCGACUCAAUCUGUUGAGUGAACAAAAAACGUUUCAUCCUGUGUUUUUACCAGGACACAUUUUUUUAAUACCUACAAUAUAAUUAGGUUAUAUUAAAACCUGUCAAUAUUACAAACCUGCAGACUGGGCCUAUUUCAGAUGGCAUUUCUUUGGAGUGUGAAUUCAUAUCAAGCUCAUUACUAACUGUGAUAAAUUGAGAGGGUCUUAUUUCAGAAUGAUCUUUCGCAAAAAAUGAUCAUGACAGCAGUACACUAAAUCCUUCUCAUUGAGUAUUAUGAGCUCUAUAAAACCUACACAGCUGCCCUGACUAAAAUGCUUUUCUUUUAAAGUAUUAUACAAUACAUACAAAAAGUUAAAAACAAGGCAAAUAGAUUGUUAACUAGCUCCAGGAGUUUAUUUACGACGUGGUAUUAACACUGUUUUCAGUGUAUUUUAAUGUACACUUGUGCACUCAAAACCGGUUACAAGCCUAUGAACACAUAUUGUCUUAUUUAUUCCAGCAUAAUCAUAAGGUAUAUAUCAGAAAAUUACAUCACGUCACCUUUACAGAAACACCAUAAAGAACUUGACCCUGUAAUUAUUUGCACUCGUGCAUAUCAGUGCUCCGUUGACAAUAAGCAUACAAUCACUCUGUGCUUAUGUGUUUAUGAUCCUGUGUAAUGCCUUUUAUGAGCCAAAUGUUGGCAAUUGGAUACCAUCUUUAUCCAAUCAAAUUACUUGGUUCAGCCCUCUUGUUGUCUGUAAAGGAUAUGAGAUUCCUUAGCUGUAAACUUCCUCAAGUAAUUUAAGUCAUUAAACUUGCCCUAAUAAUUUACCUAAAUGUUUGAUUUUUAAUAUCUUUUGUGGUGCGAUUUUUGUAGAAGCAGAUUUCCAUCCUGUAUGUUCAUGAAAGAGUCCUUCAUUAAUGAUUUGUGAUACUUCCCUUGUAUCAAAUAUAAUUAUUUUUUUCUGUAAAUACAUCUCUUGCUUUUUUUUGUAGUAUGGCAGCUGAAUAAUUAUAUUUUUUAAGUGUAUGCUUAAUCCGCCCUUGCUAAUAGCUGGUUUUGCAGCUUGGAUCUGUUGUCCUUUGAAAGGUGUGUUCUAGUUUGGUAAAGAAGUUUUUUUUGUUGAGUGUAAGACCCUUUUUAAAAUGCUUGAAAUACUGAUCUGUGUCUGUUAAAGGAAUACUAUGCCGGAAUUGGCAUUUUCUGUUUGUAAACAAAACAUGAACGCAGCACCUCCUCCCUGGCUCUAUAAAACUGAAAGUAAACCCCAGAUUAACUCUUGUUUUGGGACGAGAUUUCUACAAUAUUUUUGUGGCUUCGUGUCCCAACAUUGAUGCCCAUAAAUGUCCUAAACACAACAAAAUUAAAAGAAAAAAUACAGACAGAGUCAAAAGUGGUGGUUUAGAGGGGUUAAUUUUGUAGGGGACUUAACAUUGUUUUGUUUUUUUAACAAAGAUCCUGCAUAGUAUACCUUUAACGUUUUCUUUUAGCCCUACUGUUUGCAGUCUUUAAAUUGUCCUUCUGUUUCUGUAAUUUUGAAGCCAGUACCUAAAUAUGUCUAAGUGGGGGAAAAAAGAGAUGUUGAUAACCUGAUGUGUGUUUUGGGCUCAUUGUUUUUGAGACAUUUUAGUCAAAACAAAAAUGUGGUUAAAAUUUGGAUUUCAAAUAUACCAUACCUAUUUUAAUUUUACAAUGUUACCAGCAUGAUACAGCAUUAAGUUUAGAUGAGAAUUAUAAUGUCAUGAUUGAUUUUAAUGGAAUAUGAAUAGUAGUAAGUAUUUACCAUUGUAUCAGACUAAAGUAGUUCUGAGAUUUAUCUAUAGUUUAUAAAGUUUAAAUCCAAAGAUCCACUCUGUAUUUUCUUUGUCCAUAAUGUUGCCUUGUGCAUGUGAUGAGAGGCAUCUUCAAUUCGAAUACAAAUAAACAAAGGUUGUACAUAUAGAUAAUUCAUUUGUCGAUGCAAAUUAAACACUGUACUAUUUGUGUGUGUGUAGGUUAUGGCAGAUUCAACUUGUGUUGAAAGAAAGUGCAUUCUGACCCUUUAGUCAAACUUAAUGAUUAGUUUAUGAAUGACUGCUGAUGGUGGAUAUUCAUUAAUUCAUGGUUUGUUGAGAUGGACAUAUCCAUCCUUUUUUGUAUCUCCCUGUAACAUUUACCUGAAUAAAGUGAAUCCAAGCUGGA
This is a messenger RNA of Centropristis striata (black sea bass), 4872 nucleotides long. RefSeq names its product nucleophosmin 1b (gene npm1b). Gene Ontology annotation, molecular function: histone binding; RNA binding; chromatin binding. Gene Ontology annotation, cellular component: nucleolus; centrosome; cytoplasm. The record is from RefSeq and is a predicted model, not a curated record. The coding region runs from base 25 to 915 and encodes 296 amino acids. Gene Ontology annotation, biological process: ribosomal large subunit biogenesis; ribosomal large subunit export from nucleus; ribosomal small subunit biogenesis. Lineage: Eukaryota; Metazoa; Chordata; Actinopteri; Perciformes; Serranidae. The transcript is spliced from 11 exons.